This is a messenger RNA of Petromyzon marinus (sea lamprey), 1264 nucleotides long. RefSeq lists its product as uncharacterized. The record is from RefSeq and is a predicted model, not a curated record. Gene Ontology annotation, biological process: cell differentiation. NCBI's taxonomy places the organism in Eukaryota, Metazoa, Chordata, Hyperoartia, Petromyzontiformes, Petromyzontidae.
UGAGGGCUGCUGCUGCUGGCUGGAGGUAGGGGGAGGGGAGAGAAGAGGAGGAGAACAAGAAGGAGAGGGGUCUCGCCUCGUUUCCCCGGGGCUGGGAGAGUGGAACAUGGCGGUGGCGAGUGCUACAAGUGGCCGUCGGGACGCGCUGCAGUGAAGUGGCCGCGGUCUCGACGAUGCCCUUCUACAGCCGCGUGGUCGAGCCGCGCCACCUGGGUCGCCGCGCGGGAGACGAAGCGGCGCUUCCCCUUCGCCAUGGCGUGGAGCUGCGGGACGGAGCGAACCGGGGUCUGGUGGGGCUGCUGCGGCAACUGGGAGAGCUGAGCCGGCACGCCGAGGGGGUGCUGGCGGGGCUCGAGGAGGAGGCGAGCGCCGUGGGGGGCCGCGCGGGGCUCCUGGCGGCCCGCGUGCUCGCGCUCGGCACGGCCGUCGCCGUUCUGGAUGCCAAGCGGGUUCGAGUCCCUGUGUCAAGCCUGGAGGAGGGCGCCCGCCAGUGCGACCACUACCGCUCGUGGCGCGAGCUGCAGGAGCGAGUGCUGGCACCAGAGACGCGGCCACCCUGCGUGUGGGAGUUGCACCGUGAUGCGCGCUCCUCCCUGCGAGCCGCGCUCACAGAGUGCGACUGGUUGCAAGGAGACGGUCACCCAUCGUCCGACCUCUACUCGCAGGGCCCCACGUUCGCGAGUCUCCCCGGAGGCCGUGCUUCGACCGGGGAGGAUGGUGAGGGGGCCCAGGAGCAUGAUGACGCCGCUCACGGGGGGCUCCUUCCCACUCCGGAGGAGCGGAUGCGGCGCCUGGCGCAGAACUUCCCCCCGCACACGGUCGCCAUCGACGUGUCCGGCCUUGGGUUUGACCGCCAGGCCACGGUGCGCCGCUCAUACCUGGGUGGGGAUGGGACCCUGAAACGACGGCACAACAAAGCCGGCGCCUCCUCCUCUUCGUCGUCUGCGGUGGCGGUGAUGUCCUCACGCCGGAGGACCAUCUCUGGCUUCCCGGAGAGCCUGCAGCAAGACUUGGCCUCCGUGGGGAGCGAGCUGCGCUCCCAGCGCGGCCGCUCGCUCUACUUGCACAGCGCGGCCGACGUGGCAGCUGGAGGCAGCGGGGGCGGCGGAAAGCGAGACUCGCAGUGUCAGACGGACGGCGCCUGUGCGCGUGGUGGCGCCCUCCAUGCGCAGGAUCCGUGCCCAGCGGGGCCAUGGCAUCGCCGCGCUCAUGUGCCGCCCACCCGGUGCGGGGCCCGGUGACGACGGCGACGCCGAUUCCCUAG